AUGCACACCAGCUUUGAUGAUGUCCGCCACGACGGUACCGGCGAAAGCUUAGCACAGUCUCAUCGAAGGUUCGCGGGACGAUUUCGGCUGAGACCGCAUCACCAACUUCAUUUCGACCAACAUUCCUUCGAAAUGGAGAGUCGAACCGCAACAUUUGAUCCCGCCGGAAGUGGCGUGAUUACGAGUAGGAAGAGUGGAAAGAGGUUUCUCGAUGUCAUUCGGACAAGUGGAGAAGAAACAAUCUGUCGUCCGGCUCGGAUGGACGGACAAGUGCAGACCCAACGUCUACCUCGAGGCGAGAGGAGUUCUUCCAAUCCUCACAUGCCUCAACUUACCGAACCCUUUGCAUGUCAGAUGCUUUCUACUCGAACCUACAGACGCAAACACACAAGCCUCGUAGUCAAGCGGUCAAGUGAGUGUCGAUGUGUCGUGGAUACGCACCAAACUGCAUUUUCAGCCUCGUCGAAGCUGAGUCCUUGCAACAAUGUCCAAGCAAGAGCACCAAAAAUGCAAUCCCCAGAAGUUGGCAAACAUGAAAUGAGGAAUAGGAUAAAACGGGACAAAGUGUACCUCAAUGACGAGAGGCCUGGCUACAGCCGUCUGCUGUUGGCCCCCUAA
This is a messenger RNA of Protopolystoma xenopodis, 618 nucleotides long. Lineage: Eukaryota; Metazoa; Platyhelminthes; Monogenea; Polystomatidea; Polystomatidae. The record is from the annotation of a GenBank genome assembly.